GAACGUUCUGAGCGACGAGUCGAAUCUACUGAGAAAGAAUAAUCUGAUUCAGAAAGGAAAAAGUUACUAUUCUAGCUCAGUUUGUUGACGAUGUCGAGAACGAUGGCACAAGUUGCAAGUUCAGUAAUUUGCAUGGCUUCGGCUCAGCAGGCAGCAUCAACAUUGGGCAACAUAAAAUCUGCGAAGUUGGCACCGUAUUCGAGUCUUUCAGGAAGGGCUCGGAGAACAACUGUCAGUGUCAGUUCGCCCGCUCUCGUGCACUCGUGGCAGGGGCGUCAAAUUCGAGCGAAAAUCUCAGCCGAGAGAGGAGGAGAGGAGGAGGAGGAGGUGACAACAAAAGAAGAUAUCAUUUUAGAAGUGAAGCACGACCACGCGGAGUUGGAAGAGUGCUUUCAGAGGUACAAGAAAGCACACUCUAAGGGUCAAGACCACGAGGCCAGAAAUUUGUUCAACCAAUUCGUGUGGGAAAUUUCUCGUCACUCGGUGUCGGAGGAGCUCAUCCUCUAUCCCAUGAUGGAUCUACUAGGGGAUAGGGGCAAGGAGUUAGCCGACCAAUCCCGGGAAGAUCACCACCGAACCAAAGAGAUUCUGGCCGAGCUUCAGACCAUUUCCGAUCCAUCACUGUUCGAGAAAAGGCUAAACAUCAUGAUGGCAGAGUUGAGGGACCAUAUGAAGAUGGAGGAGGAGGAAGACUUAGCUUAUUUGGAGGCGAGAACCGAUCUCGCCACGCGAGUGACAGCAGGGAGGACUUUUUCUUCGGGGAAGAAGAUAGUGCCAACUCAUCCCCAUCCCGAGAUCCCAGACAAUUUCGUGGCAUUGGAAGUCGCUCUGCGACUACUGCGAAAUCUCUUCACUCUUUCCCCUUCGAAGGGCGAGUCUAAGUGACAGUAAAUCGUAUAUCGUGAUAGUCUAGUAAGUUUCUAGUCCAAAGGUUUGACCGUCAUCACAAGUAAGGGGAAUAUAGGUGAUGGUCAAUACGUUAGAUUCCCCAGCACAGAGACCAGAUUGCGUCCUCAUGGCGCCUGAAUCGAUUUGGUUCAGUCUUGUUCGGUAGAGGCUUACCGCCCUCUUUCCCGAUUGCUGUGGGCAAGGCCACACAGCUACGAUGGGGGCUAUCGAGGGUAAGGUCGGUCUUCUUCCCUUGUGCGUCCCAAUCAGAGGGUAAAAUGUCCUUGUACUUAUUACUGCCCUGGCCUCGGGAUCACAGUCCUCCGACAGCGUUCUAGUCUUUCGAGUCCUUCGAGUUCUGAGAUGUUGGAACUCGUCUGUUGCUUGAAAGAUGGCCAUCGGAGCCUUAGAUUGUCUAGAAUGACUUCACCCACCGGCCCCCGGGUAGAUCGAUGACGGCAUUAUCUGCCGGCGCUGUACGUGCUCGAGUGGUGGGUGUCGAGGCUCGAGGUCAUCCUCUUCUGUCUACAGAAUGGCAAAGUUGUGUACUAAAACUUGUAAUAACACAUUUUUCAAGGCGAUUGUGUCGU
Messenger RNA from Marchantia polymorpha subsp. ruderalis, 1478 nucleotides. The record is from the annotation of a GenBank genome assembly. Lineage: Eukaryota; Viridiplantae; Streptophyta; Marchantiopsida; Marchantiales; Marchantiaceae.